CCUGUACGCGGUGAAUUGGAUUAUUUAUGCACGCCCCUUAAGUCUCUGGCUUAAUUGUCUUGUGUAGAUAUUUCACAAGGAUGGUUGGUGGAUAUGCAGUCUUACGCGAUAAGUCAGAAAAGACUAUCAAAUACAGGACUCCCAGGGGUAAAGAGGUUUGUUUGACAAGAGAAGUCUAUCUUCGGGAUGACAUACUAUGUAGAAGUUUGUCAUGCUCUCAGAUCGAGUGCCAUCAAGGUGGAUAUUGCUUACCAAAAGACUUAAAAACCUAUGUCUUAAUUGAUGGAUUUUAUGCUCUAAACUACUGGGAACUGUUUGAGCUUGAAGACAUAAAGGGUGUUAUUGUUACACUGUCGUCAGUGAAUUUCGUUCAGCAACAGGCCUCGACAAAACGCCCAUACAAAAGAAUCCGUUCAAGCCUUGAAGAUGCUAGCCAAACAUGCAUUUUAUUCGAUAAUGAGUUUAAUCGCUCCUGUUUUCGUCCUCCUUUUGCAGACGAGAGCCUUAAGGAUUACACUACGAGGUUAGGGUGAUUUGUGUUAAACUUUUUGACAGGAUGAAUUGGGUUGCUGCUAACUGGUAUAUACAUCACUUGAAAGGUCAUGUUUCGCUAGUUUUCGUAACAGAUAACGAAAGUCGUGUCCACACUUAUUCAUCUGAAAUAAACACCACAUCGUGUAAAUUAACUGUCUUGGAUUUACCAGGGUUUUUACAGAUGUACUACCCCACGCUCACAACUGCCAAACUUUUGUUUGAUUCUUUGGAUGUAUCACUUCGUUCUAUCCAAUCCAAAGACCACAAUUUACCAGAGCUCUCAAAAUCAGAAAAUCCUUCAGAGUCUUUGGACUCGUACAUCAUGCCUUCAGCGCCUUCUAUUGGUCACGUAUAUCCGGAAUAUUUACCUGAAUCGGCUUUAGCUGCCGGUUUACGGUCUGGACAAUUUUUGAAGGGCAUUCUUCACGUGUCACGUUUUCGACCGACUACUGAGGCCACGGUAGCCUUAACAGAUGCUAGUGCAGUAAAGCACCAACCAGAACUUAAGGAAGCGUUGGCUGCACGGAGUGAGAUUAUGAUUCACGGGCUACAACAUCGUAAUCGUGCUGUUGAUGGAGAUGUAGUCGUAGUACGUCUUUUACCCCGUGUUCAUUGGAAAACUGUUUCAUCCGAUAUUAGUGCUCAAGAAAACUGUGCAGCUGAAUUUGUAAGUGACUCAUCAAGUAUAUCCGGAAGCAAACCCAAUCAGGAUUGUCUUGAUUCAGAAACAUUAUCAAGAAGUCUGCCUUGUGGCUUUGUUGUUGGUGUUGUCAGUCGUAAUUGGCGUGAUUAUGUCUGUACAUAUGUUCCUAAAUCUACUGAAAGUGCAUUAGAUCCAAAAAAUGAAAGUGGAUGGAUAAUAGUUACUCCAUGGGAUCGUCGUAUUCCCCUCAUUCGACUGCAUACUACACAAAUUUCCAAGCUAACUCGUGAACGUUUUAUUGUACGAAUCGAUACGUGGGACUCGUAUUCAGCUUAUCCAAGUGGUCAUUUUGUUCAAACUCUAGGUUGCAUUGGCGAUUUGGAAACGGAAACACAAACCAUACUAAUUGAACAUAAUUUAAUUAUUCGAAAUUUUACUGAUGCACAGCUGAAUGAAUUAGCACCACUAAGUGUCCAACGCCCUUGGAAAGUUGAUCCCGAAGAAGUAAAGAAACGUCGAGAUCUUCGAUCGCCCACUAUUUCAGGAAAUCCAAAGUCCGAAGAUAUACUUAUCUUCAGUAUUGAUCCUCCUGGAUGUCAGGAUGUAGAUGAUGCUUUGUCCGUUCAAUGGUUACCACCUAUCGUCGAUGAAUAUGGAAAAGAACAUAAACGUUUGCAACUGGGAGUACACAUAGCUGAUGUUAGUUAUUUUGUUCCAUCUGGUAGUUAUAUUGAUAGUGAAGCUCGAAGACGUUCAACCAGUAUUUAUUUAGCUGAUCGUCGGUAUGACAUGUUACCAGGUUUGUUAAGCGGAGACUUAUGUUCUCUAUGGAGCGGGCGUGAUCGCUAUGCUGUUAGCGUAUUAUGGGAAAUAGAUAUGGAUUCAUUCGAUAUCUCAAAUAUAUGGUAUGGUCGUACGGUAAUCCAUUCAAGCUAUAAGUUAACCUAUGAACUUGCUCAACGCAUAUACGACUCAGUCACUUCAGAAAAUAUUUCAUCGAAUAGCUUUGCAAUGGAAGAGCUUGUUAAGAAGUCAGGUGGAUUGGAAGCUGUUAAAAAUGAUAUACCUGAAUUAAGAGAAUUAAACCGGGAUGAAUGUUUAACUGCUUUGGACAAGCUUAGUAAAUCUAUUUUACUAUUGGUUGAUAUUGCCUCCAAUAUUCGUGAACGUCGACUUGCUAAAGGAGGUUUAGAACUUGAAAGUGUAGAAGUUAGUGUUCAAUUUGCCAAUCCUGAAACACGUACUGGAAAACUAGAGGAUUUGAUUCCAAAAGAGCCCCUUGAAAUGCACAAUACAGUAGCGGAGCUAAUGAUAUUUGCAAACCAUUGGGUUGCACGUCGAUGUGUAGAAUAUUAUCCUGAUCGCGCUUGUCUACGUCGACAUCCACCUCCGCGUCCGGAAUAUUUCGAUGAACUUAAACGCUGUAUAGCUUGUCGAGGUUUUGUUUUAGACACAAAUUCCAAUCUUUCACUAGCGAAUUCCUUAAAAAAUGCAUCAGAUCCUAAUGAUCCCGAGGUUAACAAGGUGGUACGUCAACUUGUUACACGUGCAAUGACAAAUGCACUAUAUUUCUCAACUGGUUCAUCAAAUAUGACACAAGAUCAGUUUUCCCAUUAUGGCUUAGCCCUUAAUUUGUAUACACAUUUCACAUCGCCUAUACGACGUUACGCUGAUAUAAUUGUUCAUCGCCUUCUGCUUGCUUCAUUAGGAGACUAUAGGUCACUGACAACAACACAAAGUGAACUCAACUCAAAAAAUACUGAAUUAGUCACAAUUUUAGAAAAUAAAACCGACGGGUUAUUCUCUUCUGAAGAAUUAGCUUCUAUUUGCAAUCAUAUGAACGAACAACACUGGGCUGCUCAGCAAGUUCAACGAUCCAGUUUAGAAUUAUUUCAAGCUUUGUUCUUUAAAGAUAAACCAGUUGAUGAUCCAUCUCGAUAUGCAGAAGGAAUCAUUUGUCAGUUAAGAGGCACAAAUGGAUUUAUUGCCUUUGUUCCCCGAUACGGUAUCAGAGGUGCAGUUUGCAUAAAAAACGCGGAUGGUCACAUAGCAUGGGUUGAUCAUACAACAUCUGAUACUGGUAACAUUCAUUGGUUACAAGAUGUCCAAAACAUAGUGAUUGAACGUGUUCAUUCAUCCGAACGAUCAGAUUGUGGGGUUUUAGAAGUCCGCAACUCCAAAACUAAUGAAUGUCAACAGUAUCGUAUGUUUGAUCAUGUCUUGUUAAAAAUAUAUGUCAGUGAGACUAUUGCUCAUGGAUUAAAUAUAAGAUUGGAACUUGUAGGUCUCCCUAAAACAACAAAUGAUUCUAGAGGUAAACUAAUAACGGCUCAUACAACAACGGGAAAUCAUUCAGUCUGUACACCGAGCUUGAAUACAAAAUUAAUAAAGGAUGUACAAGAUAUAGAUGCUGAAAGACGUCAAAAACGCGAAGUGAGUGAUCAGGAACAUGUUGAUGUUUCAAAACGCAAGCAGUUGAUUGCACAAUUACAUGAUUGUUCUUCAGUAUAUCACCGAUUUCAUAAACUUCUACGUCAGUCUAAUGAACAUGAGAUGGAAACUAACUGAUUUCUGAAUUUCUUGUCAUGCUUCAACUUCAUUUUGAUUAAAAAUAACUUUUCUGUUAAGUGGGGAACAAUUUCAUUGUAUAAAGUCACAUGAAUUUAGUACACUAUAUGGCUUGUUUAGUUAAAAAUGUUAUCCAUUUCUUUUACUAUAAAAUAUCGCACUUCAUUUGAAAGAUGAUUACAUCCGACUGGACUCUGCUGUAUAUGACUUUUUACAUGGUGUACUGAAAAAAUACAUGAUUCGUAAUGUGCUCUGAAAAAAACCAUCUUCAUGAACUCACUGUCAAUUUAUAUUACCCGCUUUCCAAAAUGUUUACCUAGAUCGUCAGUGACUGAAGGAAAGCAUUAUAUGGGAUAAUAUAGUUUCUUAACAAUUUACUUGUUAGAUAAAUUUCAAUUUUUGUGCUUGGUUCCUUGAGUCUUCCAUUCAACUAACUAAUUAAUCUAAUUCUCUUAGGGUUUUUUCACUUUGUAGAGGUGUUCUCAUGCCUUUAUAGUACCUCAUUUACACCUAAAGACUGAUGUUUUAUUUUCUGGUGCAUGCUCGAUUUGUUUCCUUGAGUCAAGAGUAGUCCGUCUGCUACGCUAAAUCAAUGUAACUACUGAAACUGUAUGAUUAUGUGGAAUCCUUCACGUAUAACUCGUGAAUACUAAUUUCCAUUCCUACUUU
Messenger RNA from Schistosoma intercalatum, 4414 nucleotides. The record is from the annotation of a GenBank genome assembly. NCBI's taxonomy places the organism in Eukaryota, Metazoa, Platyhelminthes, Trematoda, Strigeidida, Schistosomatidae.